CUUAAAGCCAUUCCGGCAGACCAAUCAGGAGCGGGAGAGCGCCGCAAACCUCCGCAGUAAAAGAGAGAGACGGAGGAAGGGAGGGAGCGAGCGAGCGAGCGAGCGUCGCGCCGAGAGAGAGCGAGCGAGAGAGCAGGAGCACCAUUCUUCGCACUCCCGUCCAGACGGCCGACGGACGAUGAGGAGCGUUCACACACUCGGCCGCCCGCGUGGAUGAGAGACCGGAGGCGGAGGAGCCCACCGCCGACCAACUCCCUCGCCGUCUCCUGCCACAACGAGCGACGGCGCGGAGCAUCCAUCGACGUUGACGGUCGCCUCAAAAUGCAGGAUUGAAGGGUGGGGAGGAAAAAAUCCCGUUCUCUCCCAACUCCCGGCGACGACCUUCCCUCCUGCCGGUCCCUCCGCCCUCGCCGGCCCGCGAUAAAUUCCGCUCUCGCAAAUGUCACGGCGGUCACACGCCGUGCCGAUUGGACGCGCCGCUAAUCCGCUCCACUCACGCUAUCUGCCGUCGGCGAGGGUUCAAGCAUGUUGAGGAGCCGACGGGAGACCUGCUUUGGAUACGCCAGCGCGACGCCUCUGCGAUCCCUCGUGCCCAUAGAAGAGGCGGACGGCCAAGGCCCGCUCCGUUAGAGCUGUCGGGGCAGCAGGCAUGGGCCGGGGCGACCGGCCGGAUGCGCUGACCUCGUAAGGGCGGAUCGAGCCGACCGACUGACACGCUCUCGGAAUACGAGCUGGCGGACCCCCGGGCGAGCGCGCGGGCUCUCUUCGUUUGAUCGGACGUCUCUCCUGGGACGGGGACAAAAUCACGAGCCGCUCCUGACCGCAUAAGCGCGCGAGCAGCCCGUCCCCCAGAAGUCUCUCAAAGGACCCGAGCGAAAGUCGGCAGGCCUCCGGACGGACGGGCGCAUCCCCGCUAAGGAAAAGCCCGACGCGCCGGCGAUGUCCGGACGCGAUGCUCACUCGGACGGACCCCGCGCGCGCUCACUGGCCUGAUUCCGCCGGCCUGCGACUCAGAUAACGCCGGAGGAGAGGGCCACAGGAGAAUGCAUAUCAUCCCCUCGCCGAAGGGAGAAGGCGCCAUGAGCAACGUGACGGUAAGCGACGACAAGGAGCCCCUCGGCCGCCCGGCGCCCGCCGGCUACCCGCUGGGCUUCCAGGCGUCGGUGGCGGGAUUCCUCGCGCUGGAGCUCCUCCUGGGCCUGAGCUCCAACCUGACGGUGCUGGCCCUCUACUGCCUCAAGUCCAACCUGAUCAGCUCGGUCAGCAACGCGGUGACGGUGAACCUCCACGUGGCCGACGCGCUGGUGUGCCUCUGCUGCAUCCCCCUCACCGUCGCCGUGGUCCUGCUCUCCCCGGAGGGCGAGGCGGCCCCGCUGCGCCGCUUCCACGAGGCCUGCGUGUCCUUCGCCGGCGUGGCCACGGCCGCCAACGUGCUGGCCGUCACCCUGGACCGCUACGACAUCUCGGUCAAGCCGGCCAACCGCGUGCUGACCGCGCGGCGGGCCCCGGCGCUCAUGGCGGCCGUUUGGCUGCUGUCCUUCGCCAGCUUCCUGGUGCCCUUCGCCGAGGUGGGCUUCUUCGCGGCGGGCCGCGCCCGACUCAACCAGACCCUGGGGGAGCGCGCCGACCGCUACUCCGCCCAACCGGGCCUCUACUACCACCUGUGGGCUCAAAUUCCCAUUUUCUUCUUCACCGCCGCCGUCAUGCUGAUCACCUACUCCAAAAUCCUGCAGGCCCUCAACAUUCGCAUCGGCGCGCGCUUCCACGCCUCGCAGAAGAAGAAGGCGCGCCAGAAAAAGCGCCCGUCCGCCACGGCCAUGACGCCGCGGCGGGAGGCCGCCGAGGCGUCCCAGAGCGGUGGCGCAGUCAUCAUCGCCUUGCGCCGGGCGGUCAAGCGCCACCGGGAGAGGCGGGAGCGGCAGAGGCGGGUCUUCAGGAUGUCCCUGCUGAUCGUCUCCACCUUCCUGCUGUGCUGGACGCCCAUCACCGUGCUCAACGCGCUCAUCCUCAGCCUGGGCCCCAGCGACCCCAUGGUCAAGUUGAGACUGGGCUUCCUGGUCAUGGCCUACGGCACCACCGUCUUCCACCCGCUGCUCUACGCCUUCACCAGGCAGAAGUUCCAGAAAGUCCUCAAGAGCAAGAUGAAGAAGAGGGUGGUGUCCAUCGUGGAGGCCGAUCCCACCCCCGACAACGCCGUCAUCCGCAACUCCUGGAUCGACCCCGCGAGGAACAAAAAGGUGACCUUUCGGGACAAGGACGCCCGGCGGAAAUGUCCGCCGUCCGACGACGCCGACUGAAAAGGAGGCGCCGGGAGCCAAAGGCGCCGCUUCACGGGGGGGGGGGGACCGUCUGUCCGAAGCCAGCGCUUUGGAAGUCACGUGUGCAACGCGACCUUCGGUGACUAUUUAUUGACGAGUGACGUACGCCAGACUGUACUGUAGCUAUUGCAUGGCUUCUUGUCACUUUGUGUCCAGACGUGAUACGUGUACAACUUAGCCAAGGAAGUAGGCAUCGCGUGGAUGGAUAUUCCUCAACAUAAAUUGGCUCUCUACUCACCGAAA
Hippocampus comes (tiger tail seahorse) is the source of this 2561-nucleotide messenger RNA. RefSeq names its product G protein-coupled receptor 22b (gene gpr22b). The record is from RefSeq and is a predicted model, not a curated record. Bases 1044 to 2297 code for a protein of 417 amino acids. Gene Ontology annotation, molecular function: G protein-coupled receptor activity; peptide binding. Gene Ontology annotation, cellular component: plasma membrane. The transcript is spliced from 4 exons. Gene Ontology annotation, biological process: G protein-coupled receptor signaling pathway; cellular response to hormone stimulus. NCBI's taxonomy places the organism in Eukaryota, Metazoa, Chordata, Actinopteri, Syngnathiformes, Syngnathidae.